This is a messenger RNA of Drosophila ananassae, 503 nucleotides long. Its product is annotated as platelet endothelial aggregation receptor 1. The record is from RefSeq and is a predicted model, not a curated record. NCBI's taxonomy places the organism in Eukaryota, Metazoa, Arthropoda, Insecta, Diptera, Drosophilidae. The transcript has 2 exons. The coding region runs from base 100 to 465 and encodes 121 amino acids.
CCAGCCUGAGUCAGACGACAAUUUAGUAGAUCACAGACGUUGGCCGGCCUCGCCUCGUGUUUUCUCCCGACCUCGUUCGUAAUUCCAGAUACUGAGAAGAUGCACUUGACAUCCACUGUGGGUAGCCUACUUAUAUUCUGCCUGGUCUGCCUCAUCAAGCUGCCUCCUCCUGCAGUGGGCCAGUUUUGGAGAAAAUCCGUGGAAGAACAAUGGUCGAGUGAAACUCUGGCCAACCGGCCCUCAGGAAUAUGUUACGACGAAAAAGACGUGAUGGCAAUCAAUCCGGACUCCAGGAGGCGGCAGUUUUCGUACUGCUGUAAUGGAUACCUGAAUGAGGGGACGUCAAGGAAUCUAAGAUGCGUGCCCAUUUGCGAAGAGGACUGCACGAAUGGACUGUGCUACUCCCCUGGUCGGUGUGAGUGUGCUCCGGGGUAUUUGUGGAGAGAUGGAAAGUGUCGGAUAUAAAAUUAAUUCAGAAAGUUCAAUAAAUAAAAUAAAAUGGA